Molecule: messenger RNA, 1121 nt
Organism: Cololabis saira (Pacific saury)
Lineage: Eukaryota; Metazoa; Chordata; Actinopteri; Beloniformes; Belonidae
Gene: snrpa1
Product: small nuclear ribonucleoprotein polypeptide A'
Exons: 9
Coding region: 115-981 (288 amino acids)
Biological process (GO): mRNA splicing, via spliceosome
Cellular component (GO): U2 snRNP
Molecular function (GO): protein binding; U2 snRNA binding
Source: RefSeq, a predicted model, not a curated record
GGCGGAAGUGUUGUCCAGGCCGGUUCUGCUCCAGCGUGCAGCGCCGCGCUCAUUCAGACCCGCAUCGGUACCAGACCUGGACCCUGUCCCUCGUCUCCUCGUGUCUCCGUCGCCAUGGUGAAGCUAUCCGCGGAGCUGGUGGAGCAGGCGGCCCAGUACACCAACCCGGUGCGGGACCGGGAGCUGGACCUGCGCGGUUAUAAGAUCCCCGUGCUGGAAAACCUCGGAGCUACUCUGGACCAGUUUGACACCAUUGAUUUUUCUGAUAAUGAAGUCAGAAAGCUUGACGGCUUCCCUUUGCUGAAAAGACUGAAAACGCUGCUGAUGAACAACAACAGGAUCUGUCGUAUAGGGGAGAGUCUGGAGCAGUCGCUGCCGAGCCUGAGAGAGCUGGUUCUGACCAACAACAGCAUCCAGGAGCUGGGGGACUUGGACCCGCUGGCGUCAGUGAAGACCUUAACCCUCCUCAGUUUGUUAAGGAACCCGGUGACAAACAAAAAGCAUUACAGGCUUUACGUCAUCAACAAGAUCCCACAGAUCCGUGUGCUCGACUUCCAGAAAGUAAAGCUCAAGGAACGGCAGGAGGCGGAGAAAAUGUUCAAAGGCAAACGAGGGGCUCAACUAGCGAAGGACAUCGGCAGACGGGUCAAAACUUUCACUCCUGGGGUUGGGGCCCAGCCCGAGAAGAAGAAGGCGGGGUCGUCUCAGGCAGAUGUGGAAGCCAUCAAGAACGCCAUCACAAACGCCUCGUCUCUAGCGGAGGUGGAGCGGUUGAAAGGCAUGCUGCAGGCCGGACAGAUCCCCGGGAGAGAUCUCAGACAAGGUCCAGCGGGGAUAGAGGAGGAGGAGGAAGAGGAGGAGGAGGAGGAGGACACGGCUGGCGACGAGGCGAUGCGUAUGGAGCAGGGCUACGCUGAAGACAUGCCUGAUCAACAGCACCAUGAAGAUAUGGAUGAAGAACCACAUGUAAACGGAUCCUGAUCAUGCUUUUUUGUCCUUGUCCAUUUCUUGUUGCACAUAUUUACCAGGCUGUUUUCUGUUGUUUUUCUUUUUUUGUUAACGAUUUUUCUCAAAUAAUUUUCAAUCGGGCAUCGUUCUUUACAUUAAACUGAUUUCUAAUA